GUCAUGAUCCAGCGUGUUUGCUUUAUAGUUUUUACUUAGCUAAUGAGAGUUCAUUCUCCACCGCCACCACUUUUCAAGAGAAGGCGAUUCUCCGGCGUUCGUCAUCCCAUGGAUGCAGACGCAGCCAAGGCCAAGCUUGAAGCUGCAAAACAAAAAUUCGGACGAGAAAUCCAUGUUUUUGAAACAUCAACAGCUUCUGUAAAGCCUAAGGAAGAGUCUGGUGGCGAUGAGACAGAUGACUUCUAUGAGUUCACUGCAGAGGACUAUUAUAGAAUUUUGGCAACCAGAAAAGAAGAUAAAUACUUAAAGACAAGGAAAAUUCGAGAAGCAGAAGAGGCUGCUCGCAGGUCAAGAGUAACAAAGGCUGUCAUUAGGGUACGCUUUCCUGAUAAUUAUACAUUAGAGGCCACUUUUCAUCCGUCAGAGAAAAUUCAGAGCUUAGUUGAUCUUCUUGUGAGAGUGGUUGCUCGGCCAGAACUACCAUUCUAUAUCUAUACAACUCCUCCUAAGAAGCAAAUAAGGGACAUGACACAAGAUUUUUUUUCUGCUGGCUUUGUUCCUGGUGCAAUUGUAUAUUUUUCAUAUGAUUUACCAAAAGGUGACGAUAGUACAUUUGCUAAUUCUGGUCUGUUCCUUCAAGAGGAGAUCUUGUCUUUGAAAGGCUUGGAACUUGUUCCUGAUCACCCAGAGCCUAAGCAACCUUCACCAGAACCCGCGACUCCAGACUCACAACCCCAUGUUGUCCAAGAGCGCAAGCCUGCUGACAAAAAACUCGUUAAGCCGAAGUGGCUGAAAAUGUGACAAAGGCAGGGUUUCAACAUGUGAUCUUUAUUCAGUUGCAGGAGUGGCUAAAAAUUUAGGAGAUGGCACAUAAAAAUGGCAGCUUCUGCUGAUUAGUGAAAUGGUCCCUUCCUUGUGAGAAACCUUGUGUGGUGUUAAAGUUUCUACUUUCUUUUCAACAUUAUUGGGCUGUGGUUGAAUAUAUUUGUAAUGCCAUCGGUUCUUCUCCUAGCAGUAAAGUGUUUGGCUCGUCUUUGUUUAGUUGCUUUGGAUCUUGAUAACCAAGUUCUAUUUCCUCUUGAAAUUACAUUAUCUUCAUUCAA
Molecule: messenger RNA, 1103 nt
Organism: Malania oleifera
Lineage: Eukaryota; Viridiplantae; Streptophyta; Magnoliopsida; Santalales; Ximeniaceae
Product: plant UBX domain-containing protein 1
Exons: 8
Coding region: 43-801 (252 amino acids)
Biological process (GO): protein-containing complex disassembly
Molecular function (GO): ATPase binding
Source: RefSeq, a predicted model, not a curated record